AUGGUCGUCUACUACCAGAUCGCCGGCAAGAAGGUCGGCUCCCACGUCCUCUCCAUGGCUGUCCUCGGCUCCAUGUUUGCCGGUUCCUACCUCGCCAUGAGCGGUGGCUCCAAGCCCAAGACCGCCGCCGGUCCCCCCAUCAACGCCUCCUCCAAGGAAGAGGGUGACUUCAUCCAAAAUUUCCUGAAAGAGGUCGACGGCGGCGACAAGAAGUCGGAGAAGCACUAA
This is a messenger RNA of Penicillium cinerascens, 228 nucleotides long. Its product is annotated as ATP19 family protein. The record is from RefSeq and is a predicted model, not a curated record. The coding region runs from base 1 to 228 and encodes 75 amino acids. Gene Ontology annotation, biological process: proton motive force-driven ATP synthesis. The transcript has 3 exons. Lineage: Eukaryota; Fungi; Ascomycota; Eurotiomycetes; Eurotiales; Aspergillaceae.